GGGGGCGGGUCGGACUGCCGCGGGCCGGGGAGCACUCCGGGUGGCCAGCUGUGGGCCCGGGCCGUCGUCGGCUCCGGCUUGCGUGCGGAGAUGAGCGGGUCCCUCGGCCGAGCUGCGGCGGCUCUGCUCCGCUGGGGGCGCGGCGCGGGCGGCGGUGGCCUUUGGGGUCCGGGCGUGCGGGCGGCGGGCUCGGGCGCGGGCGGCGGCGGCUCGGCGGAGCAGUUGGACGCGCUGGUGAAGAAGGACAAGGUGGUGGUCUUCCUCAAGGGGACGCCGGAGCAGCCCCAGUGCGGCUUCAGCAACGCCGUGGUGCAGAUCCUGCGGCUGCACGGCGUCCGCGAUUACGCGGCCUACAACGUGCUGGACGACCCCGAGCUCCGACAAGGUCAGGCCAGUGUGCCGGGCAGGCGCCCUCCGCCCCGGGCCCAGGAGCAUCGCUGCACGAGGCCGAGGGGUUCCGCCGCGCCGGGCUGGGGAGCGGGGCUCCAUCCGCCGGGGUCUGUCUGAAGGCAUUAAAGACUAUUCCAACUGGCCCACCAUCCCGCAAGUGUACCUCAAUGGCGAGUUUGUAGGGGGCUGUGACAUUCUUCUGCAGAUGCACCAGAAUGGGGACUUGGUGGAAGAACUGAAAAAGCUGGGGAUCCACUCCGCCCUUUUAGAUGAAAAGAAAGACCAAGACUCCAAGUGAGGGCGGCCAAGUCCUCGCCGAGCAGAGAGGGAGCUGUUCAUGUCAGAGACUCACUGCCAGAAAAGCCUUACCCAUUUUGGUUUUCACUAUUGAGACCGCAACUGCUUGCACUGAUCAUUUUGGUUCGUGAGCAGUUGGUGAUUUUAGUUGGUCUGGUGUUCGAGCUAAGAAUAUUUUAUUGUGGACUUAAUUACAACCACUGCACUGUAAUGAUUCAAUGCUGUAUUAUGAUAUUGCUGUAAACAAAAUUCAUUCUUAUAUUGUCACUUAUUCUUUGCCUGAUUCAGAAGUUAAAUAGGAGCUUUGGAAUCAUUAUUCAUGACCCCUCUGCAAAUGUGACAGUCUCCAAAGACAGUAUCUCCCCCCAAAUUUUGUGUAGCUUCUUUUGUUAUGGAAAAUGGUGGACAAAAAAAGAAACUGUGAUAACUGGGGCGUUGUUUUUUAAAAUAAACUCCAGCACAGGGAUGCUGUGCAUGCCUGA
Messenger RNA from Pan troglodytes (chimpanzee), 1169 nucleotides. RefSeq names its product glutaredoxin 5 (gene GLRX5). Gene Ontology annotation, cellular component: mitochondrial matrix. The transcript is spliced from 2 exons. The coding region runs from base 91 to 507 and encodes 138 amino acids. Lineage: Eukaryota; Metazoa; Chordata; Mammalia; Primates; Hominidae. The record is from RefSeq and is a predicted model, not a curated record.